UCAGUGAUACGCUGUCAGAAUGCCGAAGAAUAAGGGAAAGGGUGGUAAAAACAGACGUCGUGGAAAGAACGAGAACGACAACGAGAAGCGUGAGCUGACCUUCAAGGAGGAAGGACAAGAAUAUGCCCAGGUUGUCAAGAUGUUGGGUAACGGCCGACUAGAGGCUCUUUGUUUCGACGGAGAGAAACGCCUGGCUCAUAUCCGCGGAAAGCUCCGUAAGAAGGUCUGGAUCAACCAGGGAGAUAUCAUCCUUCUCUCGCUUCGUGACUACCAGGAUGAAAAAGGAGAUGUCAUUCUCAAGUACAACGCCGAUGAGGCCAGAAGCUUGAAGGCAUACGGCGAACUCCCAGAGAGUGCCAAGAUCAACGAAACAGAUACCUAUGGCCAUGAGGGUGUUGACGACAACGUCGAGUUCGAUGAGGAUCGUGAUGAUAGCAGUGACGACAAGGACAUCGAUGUUGAUGAAAUUUGAACUACCACCCUCCAAAAGCGGCACGUCCUGGCUCGAUGGAUUGAUUCUACUGUUCCACCAACAGCAUCUAUCCGGUCGCCACUGUCCAUUAAGAAACAUGAGGACGUAUGGUUUUCUUUCCAGCGGCUUAUAUUCAUAAACUGGAUGAUGAAGGCUCUUAUUUAUUGGAUCCCAAGAGUAUUACCCAUCAAGAAAGGAGAUCGAUUUACCUGGCCGGACCU
Molecule: messenger RNA, 693 nt
Organism: Microsporum canis CBS 113480
Lineage: Eukaryota; Fungi; Ascomycota; Eurotiomycetes; Onygenales; Arthrodermataceae
Product: eukaryotic translation initiation factor 1A
Exons: 3
Coding region: 20-472 (150 amino acids)
Biological process (GO): translational initiation
Cellular component (GO): cytoplasm
Molecular function (GO): RNA binding; translation initiation factor activity
Source: RefSeq, a predicted model, not a curated record